AAUCUCGAUAGUAAUGCGUAGCAUCUGUUUCAAACAACACAUGUAUGUCACUUUGCAAGCUGCCUUAGUUUCAUAGUCGAUUGGUAGGUGUUGUGUAGAAUGGAUGCGAACUCUGCGUUGCGUCGAGUAAUUCCGGCAAGUUAUCAGUGAUAUCUAGAAGUGUUUGGCUGCGUGCAAUGGGACAUUAACACCCGCCCAUCCAUCUCGAUAAGUGAGAUAAGCUGGUUGUGGUGGAAGAGAUCACCCAUUCGUUCGAAAUUCCACUGUUACGCAUACACAUUAUACGAACAAUGAGUGAUGAAAGUUUGGAGACAGUCGUCCAAACAGAGCAAUGGUAUCACAAGAUCACCGUUGAGCCACCGAUGUUUCUGUUCAUGAUGUCCUGCAUGCUGACUUCGGUGGUCGAACAGGUGUUCUUCCUGUACAAGGCCUGCACGGUUAACCACGGUUACCCUCCCGAGGUUUGCAUUGCCAUACAACACCAUGAAGAUAUUGAACAGGAUGUUCAAAUCACAGCCUCGACCUUCCACAUGUGGAACAACGUUGCGAUGUUUGUGUUUCCGGUCAUACUAGCGUUGUUUAUGGGUGCUUGGUCCGAUCGGCGUGGCCGUAAGCUUCCACUUAUUUUGGGUCUGGUAGGAAAGCUCCUCUACUCUGCGAUGCUGGUGGUAAACUCCCGGAUGGACAGUUGGCCGGUCCAAUACAUCAUCUACACUGCAACCAUUCCCAGUGUCCUCACGGGUGCAGACGUAGCGGUUUUCGGAGCAUGCUACGCUUACAUAUCGGAUGUGACAAGUACAGCGGAUCGAACUUCCCGUAUCGCGCUCUUAGAGGUAGCCUACCUCAGUACGAUGCCCAUUGGAGUCAUUGUCGGGAGAUACAUAUACAGCCGUGUUGAUAAAUCGUUCACAAUUAUGUUCACUAUCAACGUGGUGCUUCUGCUCUCAUCGAUCAUCUACUCCGCAUUGUUCCUUAAAUCGCACACCACCGAUCGACAGGUCUCAAUACUGGAAUUGCGAUGGUACCAAAUGCCAGGCGAUCUUUUCGAUCGGAGUCACAUCGAACGCUCGCUGGAAACUUUCUCCAGGAAGCGUAGCCUAAAUCGUCGAACCUAUCUGUAUGCCCUGAUGGCCGCCGUGUCAUUCUACAACUUCCAGCGAGAUGAAAAGUCUUUCAUGUAUUUGUACACACUGCUCAAGUUCGGCUGGGACGAAGACCGGUAUAGCUAUUUCCGGACCUAUCAAACGGCAAUGUACGUUGUGCUGCUGUUCCUGGGAAUGCCACUGUGCACUAAGGUGCUCCGGUUGCGUGAUACGAUUAUGGUCAUGUUUGGUGCCAUGACCCAUGCCGUGGCACGGCUCGUCUUCGUGUCCGCUCAGGUGGACUACAUGAUGUAUGUGGGAGCAACGGUAUCCAGCUUGGGACCGUUUACAGCCCCUGUGUUGCGGUCAAUGAUUUCCAAGAUGUUUCCCGUCGCGGAACGGGGGAUUAUUUUCUCGUUUCUAUCGGUCUUUGAUAACGCUACCACGCUGAUCAGCGGGGUCUUGUACACCGAGGUGUACAAUGCGUCGAUUGGUAGCUAUCCACAAGCGUUUUUGUGGGUCACCAUCGCAACCCAGCUAACGGUGCUUAUAUUGACGAUAGGCGUUCAUGUUUCCCUUCGUGGGAAAACGUUUGAGGAGAGUACCACAGAAGUAGACGCCCUACUUGGAGGCGACCAACACUCGACAGGUGAACCUGAUGGCUGUAGGACAGCUGAACGGACGUGAUAUUCAUAACUGCGCGUUGUGGUGAUCAAUUAGAGGCUUAUUUUGUAUAGUUUCAAACGAACUUUUAUUCGAAAUAGAGAACAAUGUCUUUUCUAGA
Toxorhynchites rutilus septentrionalis is the source of this 1866-nucleotide messenger RNA. RefSeq names its product proton-coupled folate transporter-like. Gene Ontology annotation, molecular function: transmembrane transporter activity. Bases 291 to 1769 code for a protein of 492 amino acids. The transcript has 5 exons. Lineage: Eukaryota; Metazoa; Arthropoda; Insecta; Diptera; Culicidae. Gene Ontology annotation, cellular component: membrane. The record is from RefSeq and is a predicted model, not a curated record. Gene Ontology annotation, biological process: transmembrane transport.